Messenger RNA from Postia placenta MAD-698-R-SB12, 1344 nucleotides. RefSeq lists its product as hypothetical. The annotation marks the transcript as partial. NCBI's taxonomy places the organism in Eukaryota, Fungi, Basidiomycota, Agaricomycetes, Polyporales, Adustoporiaceae. The transcript has 11 exons. The record is from RefSeq and is a predicted model, not a curated record. Gene Ontology annotation, biological process: regulation of intracellular pH. Gene Ontology annotation, cellular component: vacuole; membrane.
GAUGCAAGAAAAAUGCUUUUCCGGCUUGGCCUCUCCUUCUUUCUCUUCGGGCUCAUAAACAAUGUGCUCUACGUUAUCAUCCUCUCCGCCGCACUCGACCUUGUGCCCCCCUCCACCCCGAAGGGCAUCAUCGCCUUCUGCAACAUCACGCCCUCCCUCAUUGCCAAGUUUGGCUGGCCGUACAUCCUCAAGGGUCGGAUCCGCUACGGGCGGCGACUGGUGGUGUGCAGCGCGAUGACAGUGUCCGGCGUGAUUGUCGUCGCCGCCUUCGAAAGCCUGUACAUGCGCCUCCUCGGCAUCACCUUUGCGUCCUUCUCCUCCGGCCUCGGCGAGCUCACCUUCCUCCAGCUCUCCACACGAUACCGCCCGCCCUCCAUCGCAGGCCACAGCGUCGGGUAUUUCGCCUCGGGCACCGGCGCGGCGGGACUUGUCGGCGCGCUGCUCUGGUGGGAGCUACGCGCCCUCGGCGUGCGCACGGGCGUUGGCCUGUCCUCGAUGCUCCCUCUGGUCAUCCCUGCGACGUACUUCCUCCUCCUCCCGCGCCCCGCCGCGUUCAACGAGGCCGACAUCCCAUCGGUCGGCGACGAGGCCGCCGUGCCAGCCGUCCCGUACAUCGCGCUCCCGACCGGCGACGGUGAGGAGGCGGAGGCCGACGAGCCCUUGCAUGCGCUGCCAGAAGCGGGCGACACGAAGAACGGCGUUGCGCUCUCGGCGGGCGACAAGUGGCGCCUGGUGAAGCCGCUGCUGCCGAAGUACAUGCUGCCCUUGUUCUGCGUGUAUCUGUUCGAGUACACGAUUAACCAGGGCAUCGCACCGACCCUCAUAUAUCCCGUACCCUCGCCAGAUGAGCAUUGGCUCAUGAGCAAGAUCAUCCACUCGAUCCGCGACUACUACCCUCUCUGGCAGCUCGUCUACCAAACGACCGUCUUCCUCUCGCGCUCGACCAUCUCGCUCGGGCUGCCCGCGCUCCCCGCGCGCCUCCUUCCGUUGCCCGCACUCGUCCAGGCGGCCGUGCUCGGCACGCUCGCGCUGGAGUCCGCGGCGGGGAUACUCGGCGGCGCGCGCGAGGGCGCGAGCUUUGCGCUCGUGUUCGCGCUCAUUGCCGUGGAGGGCAUAUGCGGCGGGCUCGCGUACGUCAACGUGUAUCACCGCGUGAACCAGGAGCAGGCGUCGCUCGGGGUGGACGCGGAGCGCGCGAAGCAGGAGCGCGAGUUCAAGAUCGGCGCGGUCGGGCUGGCGGACGGCACGGGCAUCCUGCUCGCGUCGCUCGUGUCGAUGCCGACCGAGGUGGGCCUGUGUCGGGCACAGGUGGCAAGGGGGAAGACGUUCUGUCAGAGCCUUUGA